UUUGGACCCUUCUCACCAUCGCGAUCCCUGUUCAACAGUCGGGAAUUGGACGAGCUCUAGCUCUAACAGUCCAGGGGAGCCGAUGUCUCUGUCUCACCAUCAACAGAAUCCAUGGAAGAUGGCGCUCCCCCCGUCACUUCCAGUGCCCACUCCAUUGUCAGAACGUGGGUUGCCUCGUUUGCUUCCCUCGCACCGUCUUGAGGUCCCUGAAGGACCAUCCACCUUGCUGGGAGUUGGUGGCUCUAGGUCGAGACAAGUUAAGCCCGGGCUGCGGCGUCUCUAUGAUAGCAAACCUUCCUUGGACUGGCUACGGGAGCCGGGAGUUAUCCCCUCAUAUUCACACGAAUCUAGUUCUUAUCACAUAUCGUCAGGGAUGGCGCGAUCUGACACUUCUGAAACGGCUUGUCCUACAUCGAGCUUGCCACCACUGUCUCCAGCUGUCUCGGCUUUGACCUACCCUUCACUGAAGCCAGACCAGCCGGACUCCCCUGAUAACGUUGAUGAUAAGCCUUACUCCAAACUCAUCGAAAUGGCUCUCAAGACAAAUCCCGAAAAGAAGCUGUCACUUCAGGGGAUAUACAACUGGUUUGAGCAAAAUACUGCGAAAGGGAGAGACCAUAGCUCGAAAGGCUGGCAAAACAGUGUCCGACACAACCUGUCCAUGAAUGCGGGCUUCGAGGCUGUCCGGGAAGAACCGAUACCUGGGAAGAAAGCCGUGAAUUACUGGCGCCUAACGAAUGAAGCCAUCCAGAAUGGCGUCCAAUCCACAACCCGGUACAGGAAGCAAGCGAGUUACAGGAAGGCCUUGAGCUCGGAUCCGCCGGCUCCCCAACGUCAACGGUCCGGGGCCAAGGGGGGUAAGGCUACGAAAAUCAAAGCUAGGUUUCGUGGACGUAUGAGUGAGGACGAUUUGCAAAGAGAAAGAUGUCGGCAACAGGUGACAUCACAACGGCGACCGCAAAAGAAUGUCUAUGCCCAAUACUGUACCACGGCCACGGCACUGACGGGGAUUACAGUAGUGUCACCCUUCCAAGUAUCAGGACCGACCACGCCGGGGACUCGCUUAUCGACCGAGCCAUUUGAUUUGGGGAGCGUUGUUGGCUGCGCAGAUCCUUCUCCAUGCGCUCCCCUUUUUUGCGACAUGGCGGGAUCAGGGCCCGACUGUGUUGCGUUGGACUCUGGGUUUCUUGGAUGGGGAGCGAUCCAUUCGUUUCCCACUGGGUUGCUGGCUGGUUCCGGAAUGUCCGCAGAUCUUCAAAUGGGGGUAUAGCAUAGGCUCGGUGCACUUCGGAGUAGAUACUAGAGGGUUUCUGGCUGACUUGCAUGCUGGAUGUAUUAUUGUAGCGGAUUGAUAGCCUGUCU
Messenger RNA from Aspergillus sclerotioniger CBS 115572, 1362 nucleotides. Its product is annotated as forkhead box transcription factor. Lineage: Eukaryota; Fungi; Ascomycota; Eurotiomycetes; Eurotiales; Aspergillaceae. The coding region runs from base 83 to 1270 and encodes 395 amino acids. Gene Ontology annotation, biological process: regulation of transcription by RNA polymerase II. The record is from RefSeq and is a predicted model, not a curated record. Gene Ontology annotation, molecular function: DNA-binding transcription factor activity, RNA polymerase II-specific; RNA polymerase II cis-regulatory region sequence-specific DNA binding. The transcript has 2 exons.